GACACAUCAGACAUUUACAUGUAGAUUAGGUUGGCAGACAUUUCAGGGAGUCUCCCCCUCGUGAGAGCCACUGGUAUGAUACAUGGGAUAAAUUCCUCAAUGAUAUUGAUAGCUAGUUUAAUUCACCAUUUCAUUUCCCUUCUUUCCUCUUUAUUUCCUCUGUUUAUAUCUCAAAAUGAUAUAAUUGUAAUGAUUUUUUUCCUCUUUCAUUCUGAACAGUUGCACUGAAAUGUGCCCUUUCUUCUUGGUCAUAGGUUUAAUGCUUUUUAGAAUUAUGUUCUGUGGUAACUGAAAUGAGAAUAUGAAAUAAGUUUAAACAUUUUUCCAAAUGUAGUAGUGUGACUUGCUCAUUGAUGUGGAGGGAGUGAGGGAAUCUGCAUCAGAGCAGUGUCGCAAAUUUGUGUAGGAAAACCUGCUGCCAAAGUACAUUGCCACUGUUUACCACUGUACUGGGUGCCCUCUUCCUCUGUAUCACACCCAACCUCAUUAUCAUCCUAAGUGGAUAGUGGGUGAAAAAUAGCAGUCAUACAUGAUCUGAUCACAAUUUCACAUCCUUGCACAAAUGCUAGGGAGUGGACUUGACCCGCCUGGCCACUAACAGUACAGCGUUAGCUAAUAAAGAGCAUGCAGCCACAGUUCACUCAAAGUCUGUCAUGAUCCACUUUUGAAAUAUGUUAAAACCAAGCGUGAGUUUCAAGGCUGUCUGAGACAUUCUUUAUUGCCGUAUAAAAACUCGGAGGUGAUCUGAGGGAACGUCAGGCGCAACGUGGGCCACACGAAGCGAAGUCGAGAGAGCCGCUGUUCCUCUGUAAACUUCACAACAAACCCAGGAUUUUACACAACAUGAGAGCCGCAUCUUACACCCAGAAGAGCCUGCAGGUUAGCGGCUCCAGCGGCAGAGUAAGGGUUCAGAGCCCGUCGCCUUCCCGGUGCCGUGGAUCCUCAUAUGACAGCCGUGGACGUUUGGGUUAUCGCAGCACUGCUGUCGAGUUGGGCACAGAGAUACACCAGCAUCAUGCCAACGAGAAAGAGGAGAUGCAGGAACUCAAUGUGAAGUUUGCAGGAUACAUUGAGAAAGUCCAGGCACUAGAGCAGAGAAAUGCUGCUCUACAGGCUGAGCUGGCUGCACUGCAAAGCCGCUACAAGGGAAGCCCCACAGGCAUUGGAGAAGAAUAUGAGCUCAAGUUUAAAGAGGUGCGGGAGCUUAUUGAGGCUCUGACUAAUGAGAAGGGAGCAGCUGAUAUCGAACGAGGCUACAUUGAAGAAGAGGUUGAAGUGUGGAGACUAAAGCUGGAGGAGGAGCUGGCACUCAAAGAAGAGGCAGAGAUGAUCCUGAGGGAGUUUCGCCAAGAUGUUGACAACGCCACACUGCAGAAGGCUGAGCUGGAGAAGCGUAUAGAGCAACUGGUGGCCGAGAUAGAGUUCCUCAAGAAGCUGCAUGAUGAAGAGGUGGCCGACAUCAUGAAGCAGAUUGAGGACUCGAAGAUUACUGCAGAGCUGGACGGCGAUCGGCCUGACCUGGCUGCUUAUCUACGCAACAUGCGCGCAGAGAUAGAAGCGGUCGCUGCCCGCAAUGUCCAGGAAGCUGAGAAGUGGUACAAGAGCAAGUUUGACACCCUCAAGGAGCACGCUGGCAAACACGAGGUGCAAAUGAAGGCCAUGAAAGACGAGAUCACGACCUUGCACAACCAAGUGACAGACCUGCAGAACCAGAUUGAUGGGCUGAGGUCUCGCAACGCAGCCCUGGAGCAGCAGCUGGAGGACAUGGAGAUGUCCCACAUGGAUAAGGUGGAAAGCCUUGAAGGUGUCAUUGCACAGUUGGAGGCCCAGCUCUGCGAAACCAAACUGGAGAUGACCAAGUAUCUCCAAGACUACCAGGAACUGCUGCACAUUAAGCUCAAGCUGGAUGCAGAGAUCGCCACCUACAGGAAGCUGCUGGAAGGGGAGGAGCACAGGCUUGGAAUUGCCAAAGAUGUCUAAAUGUCUGGGAUGAGAGGAGCUACAAGUCCAAAGUGGCCCCAGAGAAGACCAGCAGAGCAUCAUCAGCUCAGUCUAGUUAAAGACUUCCCUAUCUACCCAUUCUUUCCCUAUUUUAUUCUCCUUACUCAAAGGGGACUGUUUGAAAUGUUUCAAUACCAGUGCCGAUUUGACAUCUGAGUUUCAGUAAAUAUAUA
This is a messenger RNA of Micropterus salmoides (largemouth bass), 2174 nucleotides long. RefSeq names its product desmin-like. Gene Ontology annotation, molecular function: structural constituent of cytoskeleton. NCBI's taxonomy places the organism in Eukaryota, Metazoa, Chordata, Actinopteri, Centrarchiformes, Centrarchidae. Gene Ontology annotation, cellular component: cytoplasm; axon; plasma membrane. The coding region runs from base 844 to 1980 and encodes 378 amino acids. The transcript has a single exon. The record is from RefSeq and is a predicted model, not a curated record. Gene Ontology annotation, biological process: intermediate filament organization.